AUGUCUCAGGCUGAAGUUGACCCCCAUUUUGGCGCCGAGCUAAGGGAUGCCUUUAAGCCCGUCAAUGCCUGGGUCUCAAACGGUAUCAGCUGGCUGGAUGAGAUUCAACAGUUCUACCGAGAGCGCAGUGCCAUAGAGAAGGAAUACGCAUCGAAGCUGACGGCACUAUGUCGAAAAUACCACGACCGCAAGUCAAAGAAGUCAAGCAGCCUCAGCGUAGGGGAUACCCCUGCGAUGACACCCGGCUCGCUUGAAUCUGCUUCCUUGACAACGUGGACGACGCAGCUAUCUGCUAUCGAAGCCCAAGCAGCGGAACGCAACAAGUUUGGAGCGGAUCUUGAAUUUCGUAUCGCCGAACCCUUGAAACAAAUAGCUGUUAAGUACGAAGAGCUCCGCAAGAAUCACGGCGAAUGGUCUGGCAAACUGGAAAAAGAAAGGGACUCCUCUUAUAAUGAUUUAAAGAAGGUUAAAGGGAAAUAUGACGGAGUUUGUCAGGAAGUGGAAAAUCGGCGCAAGAAAAUGGAAUCCGCAUUCGACCAUGGAAAAGCAAAGGCACAAAAUGCCUAUCAGCAACAGCUUUUGGAGAUGAAUAACGUAAAGAACACCUACCUGAUUGCCAUUAAUGUCACAAACAAGCUUAAAGAAAGAUACUACUAUGAAUAUGUUCCUGAAUUACUUGACGGUCUACAAGACCUUAACGAGACUCGAGUGGCCAAGCUCAAUUCAAUCUGGACACUUGCCGCGCAAUUAGAAAAAUCAUUAAUAUCCAAAACUGACGAACAGAUUGCUCACGUCAUCUCUGAGAUCCCCCGAAACGACCCCAAACUUGAUUCUAUGAUGUUUAUCCGGCACAAUGUUGCGAACUGGCAGGAACCACAGGACAUGCAGUUCGAACCGAGCCCAGUCUGGCACGACGAUGCUACUAUGGUGAUAGACGAAGCUGCGAAGAUCUUCCUUCGGAAUCUCCUGACCAAAAGCAAAUCCCAGAUGAAAGAAAUGAAAGGAGAAGCCGAUAAGAAGCGAAGGGAAGUUGAAAACGCGAAGAGAGUUCGUCAAAGUAUCCGGGAUGGCAAGGACAAGCGGGAUGAGGUAGAGGUUGUCCGUGCUAUAUUCUCGAUGCAAGAAGACCUACACCAAUUUAACCGCAAACAAUUAACAGCUGAAGUAGAAACGUCAACUAUUACUUCAGUUGUAGGGGAUUUGUCGCUUGGAGCAAAGAAUCAUAACUUUAGGCCACAGACGUUCAAGAUCCCUACUAACUGCGACCUUUGUGGCGAACGAAUCUGGGGCCUUUCUGCAAAGGGAUUCGAUUGCCGAGAUUGCGGAUAUACAUGUCACAGCAAAUGUGAGAUGAAAGUUCCGGCAGAAUGCCCGGGAGAGCAAUCCAAGGAGGAGAAGAAGAAGUUAAAAGCAGAGCGGCAAGAGGCUGCCAAUGAGACUCGCCCGUAUAAAGCUGCAACGACAACAUCCAGUACGGCUGAAUUACCGGCAUUGAGCCGCCGGGAUACGAUGAAUUCACUGAGUUCAGGAUACGCAGCGAGCGCUACUAGGUCGACAUCGGCCUUGUCUAGUCAAACCACCGAUACUGGGCCUACAGAAUUACCUGCUACAGUGUCACCAGCCCAGAAGCCCACUGCAUUAAGGAAGCAUCGAAUCGUGGCUCCCCCACCGGAUCAAUAUGUAAGCGCACCACCGCCAAUUUCAAACGGUGGCACAGCUUCAAGACCCUCCGAGCCACGAGGGAAAAUGCUUUACCCUUAUCAAGCCAACGGAGAGGAUGAGAUAAGCGUUGACGAGGGACAGGAUGUUGUCAUUGUCGAGCCCGAUGGUAAAUAGCCCCGUUUGUGUGUAUAACGUUAUUCCUUGGUAGCCAGGCUAACUCGAUCGUGUCUUUACAGACGGCUCAGGCUGGAUGCGUGUUCGCACCGGCUCUUCCACGGGUCUUAUCCCAGCAUCCUAUGUUGAGUCGACUGCAUCCCAGGAGCCGGAGGGUCGUCCUGAAUCCAUGUAUUCCGUAUCGAGCACAUCACUGGCAAAUAGCCUCGCACAUAAGCGCCGUGGUCCUGCUGUUGCUCCCAAGCGUGGUGCUAAAAAAUUGCAGUACGUAGUCGCACUGUAUGACUACGAAGCACGUACGGAGGCAGAAUGGAGCAUGACUGAGGGCGAUAAGUUUGUGCUUAUCAACCGCGACAGUGGGAAUGGAUGGGCGGACGUUGAGAAAGGCGGAGUGACGAAGUGUGUCCCGGCGAAUUAUAUUGAGGAUGCCUCAUAGAAAUCUUUCGAUUACUUUUUCUUUUUUUGAGAGCGUUGUUUUCAUAUUGCUCGGCGGGUUCGUUCUCAGGCUGCGGAUAAAAUGCCCUUUUGCUGUUUUCUCCGGCAAGAGCUUCACUAUUGUUGUACUGGUUUGGGAUUUUCUACAUGCAUAUACAUCCUUAUUCCCCCGGCUGGUGUUUAGACGUGUGUGGAUACAUUGGUAGUGGCGUGUUAGCUUGCCUUUUUGAAAUUGCUUUGGAUAUGCCUGUAGACAAUCAUAGCCAGUCAAUUGCUGGUUUUCA
Molecule: messenger RNA, 2555 nt
Organism: Coccidioides posadasii C735 delta SOWgp
Lineage: Eukaryota; Fungi; Ascomycota; Eurotiomycetes; Onygenales; Onygenaceae
Source: RefSeq, a predicted model, not a curated record